Amoebophrya sp. A25 is the source of this 4511-nucleotide messenger RNA. NCBI's taxonomy places the organism in Eukaryota, Dinophyceae, Syndiniales, Amoebophryaceae. The record is from the annotation of a GenBank genome assembly.
AGCAAAUGUUAGAAAAUUUUCAAAAAGAAUUUCAGGUGGACGGAGUUGCAGUAGAAAAAAACUUAGCCGGAAGUUGUCUGUCUGUUCAAUUAUAGAUCAUCAAGAUGAUACUUCUCCGGGAUACCCUCCUGACCUCACGACUAGCUGCACAGUUCGUUUACUGUUACACCCGAAAGAAGCGCAUGUGAGAUUGAAACGUAUAUGAGAUGCGCUAAGUGAAUUGACGGUGUAUCAUGGAAAGGCGUUUGUCAAAUGGCGAAAUAUCGUUUAUACCAGGAUGGUUCUCUCAAAUCCGAAGAGCAGGAGUUUUAUUUAGCCAGCUUGUUUACAAUCCUCCGAGUCAUGAAUAUGAAAUCAUUAUAAGUCGCAAGGCCAAGGUGCAGGUUUUUUUGACAAGUGCUCUGGACAGUAGAGGAAGUGUGUGUUUUACCCGAAUCAAGAAUUUACUGACCUUAUUCGUCACACACAUCAAUCAAGAAGUCCAAUGAAUCGGUCCUAGUCUAGAACCACGUGUAAAAUCAUCGCAUCUUUUUGUGGACUAGAAUCCACCACGCACACCUGCUUCAGGAGGAUACACCAGAGCAAGAAAAUGGCACACCAAGCUGCUUCCAAUACUGGUGGCACCACGUCGUCCACAAGUGCGUCGUCCACAAGUGCGUCAUCAACCCCAGCACCUCAUGUCCUCUAUUCUCUCUUCCCGCAUCUGAAGUUACUCGAAAAAACCCCGGACUUAUGGCUUAUUCGGUGUAAAAGUCUUCAGUAGAGGACUAGAAGUAGAACUGUUCGUUCUAGAACAGUUGGGGGUUUUGGGCUAACUAGAAGUGGUCGAUCUAUCAUUAAGGCUUACAAUAAUUCAUCUUAAGGAGCAUCUUUGACCGCUUUCCUAAGAGGGAAACACGUCAUUCAAAGAUGCUCUUUAAGAUGAAUAAAGGGGAGCUCUAAUAUCAACACGAUCUUUACUUGGAUUCCUGUUGAUUCACUUGUUAGUUUCAUUGGGUACUCUCUACUCAGAUUCCGUCCAAGUCCAAGGAAACAGGGUUUCCUAGUUGACUUGAUACGUAGGGUUGUUUUGAUGCAAGACGAGAUAAUAGAUUAUAGUUAUUGAUGCCUGUUCUAGAAGACUUCUUCUAGAUGUUUUAGGCUGCUCAAUAAAUCAUUAUCCUGCUGCCGGUUUUUUCUGAUAGUACAUGAUGGCUGCUUGCGGAUCAGGUACUCUAAUGUUAGAAGAUCUUCACUUCUUCCAGCACUGUUCUCUUUGCUUCAAGGCUCAUUAUUCUGCUGCAUACAUCAAGGGGAACAACGCUCAAUACUAUUCUGCUGCAAUGGUACGCUGAACAGCGUGGUCCAUUCAUCUUCUAAGCAUCAACAAAGCCAUCAUUCCGUACAAUGGACGGCUGCAGGCAGGCGAAGUGGUUAUUCUCUACUUUUCGGCGCAUUGGUGUCCACCCUGUCAACAAUAUUAUGGCUGCAAGGAAAUUUUUAAUUUUUCUAGGAGUAGGUAAGUACUAGUUAUUUUUCGAGGUAUUUAAUAUUGGUUUUAGAACUAUACUUGCUGGACGACAAGCGGCGCCUAGAACAGACGGAUCCUAGCAUAAGCAUGGCCAUUGCUUAAGUUAAAGUUUUUCUUUAGUCUAACCCUCUAGUAUUGAUCUUUUUGAAUUUGAUUUCUAGUUAGGUGGCUGGAUCCACCGAUAUUAGGCUUAGAACCAUAAUGAGUAUGAUGUUGAUAGUCCAGUCUGCACCUCCGCAAAUCAUCAUUUUUCACUGAAUAAUAAAGUCGACACAUCACAGGCCUUCUACUUCUAACCUCCCACUCCCCACGUGUGCAAGUACGCAGGCAAAUGCCCGCCAGGUGGCGUGAGGUUUGUCUUUGUUAGCAGGGAUAAGAGCCUUCAGGAAUUCGAAGGUUACUUCAAGGAGAUGAGCCAUGAUUUUCUUGCGGUGGAUUUUAGUGCAGGUAUCUAGUUCUAGUUUUAGUUGUAUGCCUGCUGGCGCAUUGUUCGUACUCAUUCUUUGAUACGGUCUUUCUCGGUUUACCUCGUUGUUAUUUGAUAAACUGUUAUGGUCAUUCAAGACUAUGAAAAUGAAUGUGAAAUCGAUGCCAGGAGGACGAGGAGAGUGAAACUUUACCCAUUUUGCACCUGCAAAAGAUAUCAACCAAAAUCCAAUCAGCCGGCUUACGUGACCAGUUGUGCAUCAACUAUGGGGUUAACGGGAUCCCAUCGAUACACCUCAUUUCCAACCUGGCGGAUGCUGCGAGCUGCUACGAGAAAAUGCGAGACGAAAUUUAAGACCACCACUUGUUUUCAAUUUUCUUAAUGUUGACGUUGCAAUUUUUACUGCGUUUGUCGUGUAUUGCAUCAGCCACGUCGCUCCUCAGGGGCACCAAUGGAGUCAAGUGGUAGUUUCAACACAUAAAAAAAGAUCGCCUUUUUUCUUUCAAGCACUACUUCGGCCCAGUCCCGUAAAGUAGAUCGUAGGAGUGGCAAAACUAGAAAAAGUAGACCCAUUCAGUCUUCUAAUAACCAAUGCGUCCACAGACGAUGCUGAAGCAGAUGAACUUUAUCCGCAACGAGCUGAUACCAGCUUGCUACGCUAAUGAAGGCUACCUGCACUACAUGAUGCAGGUGAAGAUACUCUUCCUUAUGAUCACGUGGGUGAUGAUCAUGGUGAUGAAGAUGACUGUUGCGUAGACCACCUACUAUCCUGUAAUUGUUAGGUAGAUGAUGCUGGUCACUUUCGUCUUGUUUCUGAACGACACUCUAGCGAGUUUUCACUUCGGGAUUCGUGGAGUUCGAGAUUACUCCUCAUUCUAAACUUAGAACUUCAACUCAUGAAACGACUUCGGUGUUUUUCAAGCGGCUUCGUUGGCGUCGCUUCUCUUCCUACUCGCUCCUCCUCCUCCUCCAUCUCCUCCCCCUCUCCUAUCGCCCCUUCAUCUCCCUCGACUCUCGACCAUACUUGAAUGGACAGAUAGCGCAGAUAUGCGGCUACAAAGGAAUGGACCGAAUCAUCGUAGAGCCUGUCCCGAUAUUGAUGAUACAUGGUAAACGAACCAUGGUCGAAGAUGAUGCACGGAUCUUAAGGCUUCGUUUUUUUGCUCCUAGGGAGGGCUCAGAGUAACUGAAAAACACAAGGUUGUAAUAUUAGGAGCAGCUUGAAUCUCAGCGACCUCCUGUUGCUUGUAAUUUUAUCUUCAAAAUAGAUAUCAACCACAACGCCAACCUGUGCCUAAUGUAGCAAACAAUAGAGUUCAACAAUUCAUCUAAGUUUCGAUUUCGAGCGCAUUGCAUUGCGGAGACGGAACCUUUUCCCGCUUGAGAUGGCAUUGAAAAAGAACCGAAGCAUCCGAGCGUGGCAAAGCAAUGUAGUGGAGCCCAUGGAUAUAGAACGAAACCAAUACAGAGUCCUAUUAUGAAGAUGUCAUUUUGUGAUCGUCACUAAUAUGAUUGUUUGUCGUGAUUUAUGAGAGUAUCCAUUAUUCAUAGUCUUUUUCUGAUGCUGAUCGUCAUGAAUGCAACUGUGGUCUAUGUUUAUGAUGUUUAGGUCAGAGUGGCCCUCUAACUUCAGUCGACGGUGGAAAAUUAGGCACUGAAGUCGUGGACAAGAUGCAGGUUCGGUGGGGGUUGGAGACCCCUGUGGUAGUUCAUGGGCUAACGUCAAGGCCUGAAAAGAAUGGACUCAUGUUAUGGACUGAUGAUGUUUUGAGAGGAGUGUAUCAAUUUGAUGAAGUUUCAUCUGUUCUUAUCCUGAUACAACGAACAAAACACUGAUGCAAUGGAGCGGUCGUGACUUCGUAGCGAAAAAGUACCAGAUCUUCCAGCUUCAUUUUCUCUUUUUGUUCAGCUAUGUUGCAUGAAUAUCUUGUAGCACUAUCAUCUUUUCUUCUAAUAAAAGGCACAAUCGUGCAGGAGUACGAUGAGGAGACGGAGAGGUAUGCCAUCAAGAUCAACGCUCACGAGACUUUAAUGCUCAAGGGUGAUAAAUUUUAUGUUUGAGAUGUCAGGACACGGAUAUUAGGGCUGCUCUUGUUUGGAAGGUAGCCUGAUUUUUUGCGUCAUUCAUACGAGUACGACGAUGUUUUUGCGCAUAGCAGAACGCUUUAGUAGAAUAAGGAGCACGACGAGCAGCAUCUUCACCAUCGUCGUCCACAUGCUGAUACUCUUGUUGACUGAUCAUGGGGUCGUUGGAGACGGGUCAGCUUCGGCAACAUAAAAACGUAAUUGAAAGGAUUCGAGAUGGAUCUUCACUUGCGUGAUCAUAUUGGAUCACGUGGCGACCGGGUCACAGCGAGGACCGCCUGGAUACUCACAAGAAGCCUCUCGUGUUCUAGACCGACUAUGUGCAUGAUCUGUAAUAUUUGGUGCACAAUGCCCACGGAGAUUCAUUCGGUAACGUGUUGAAAAGUGUGUGCUAACAGUUCUACCUCUCCCAUGAAAUUCUUUCUCCACCACCAACUAAUCCUCCGAUGACUGACAAUAAUAUAGCUACAAACUACAUCUUCAGGAAGC